AUGUCUCAAACAACUACGACUACCACCUCCACCGCGACCGUCGUCCUCCUAACCAUAUUGCUAAUGGCGGCAACAGUAGUUUCAGGGCAAGGAGAUACGGCCCCUCCUCCAAAUGCAAGUAUAGUUUGUGGGGCCAACUUAGGUUUAUGUGCAGCAGCGCUUACACAGGGAGGAAAACCGUCAGAGGAAUGCUGCAAAAGCCUAGACACAGCGGUGAAGACACAGCUUAAGUGUCUUUGCGACAUCCUCACAAACCCACAAAUAUUGGCCGGCUACGGUCUCACCGUUGAGAAUGUUCUUCUCAUCCCUAAGAGUUGUGGCAUCGAUGCUGGAACUUCUAUGUGUUCUGCCGCGAAAGCUCCUUUGCCGCACGGGAUUCCACCGGUUCCAGGACCACCUAAAGAUGACAAAGGUGCUGCAACCAAACUCGCGGGAACUGGAUUGGCUGGGAUCAUCUUUAUGAUGAUCUCGACGAUGUUUUAUUAA
Messenger RNA from Microthlaspi erraticum, 486 nucleotides. Lineage: Eukaryota; Viridiplantae; Streptophyta; Magnoliopsida; Brassicales; Brassicaceae. The record is from the annotation of a GenBank genome assembly.